This is a messenger RNA of Moneuplotes crassus, 1152 nucleotides long. The record is from the annotation of a GenBank genome assembly. NCBI's taxonomy places the organism in Eukaryota, Ciliophora, Spirotrichea, Euplotida, Euplotidae.
AUGACACAAAACACAGAAAGAAGUACAGUGUUUAGUAAAAUUGUUGGCGUCAGAGAUAUUUCAACAGACAAAAGGGAAUUAGAGAAGAGUAUUAUGAAGGAAUUAGAAGAGAGAAGGAAAUAUAAGGAGCCUGACAUUGAGGAAAAGGAGAUGGAAAAAUUAGAGAUCAGCAAUGAGGGGAAAAUGAGAGACCUUCGUCCUACAAAUCAUUCUGAAAGCAUAGGAAGAAUUAAAAAAAGAAGAGCUUCUUUACCAGCAAAGCAAUACAGAAAGUGUUUCAGAAAAUGAAGGAAUUCCAUUGUACAAAUAACAGACACUAAUAUAAACCAGACUAACCCGCGAAAAGCCCUUGAAAAAUUUACUGUUUACAACCUCAAACCUUACUCGAAGGGUGCUCUUAAAUCGAGAAAAUCUCAGAAACUAUCAAAUAAAUCAACUAGGUCUUCAAAAGCACUAAAGACCCAUAAAAGUUCUAAGGCAUUUAUAAAUUCUACUUCCGAUAUGGAUAUCUCUGUCAAUCCUAUCCAUAAAACUAGCUCGAGGGAGGUUUCAAAGACCAGAAACCCCAGUGCAAAGAGACCUUUAUCCUCUACCGUUAACUUUAGCUACAAAGCCCGGAGACGAUCCAAAGGGUUCAUAAGCAGAGUUUCUCAUGUUCUAGGCUUGUGGAUGAAAGGUAAAACAAAGAGAAUGCACCAACCUUGAUCUAAGUUUAUCAAGCCAAGUUUUCCUAAAAAUAAUCGUAUUCACAAGAUAGAUCUUGAUAUUCCUCUACGCAAUUCAGUUAUUUUCACAGAAAAAGAUGAUCUAAGAAUAAACUUUGUAAAAUCAAAGCCAAGACCUAAAGCUCAAAAAUUAAAAUCUCCUAAAAAGAUCGGUAAAACGCGCAGAAUCAAACGUCGAAGGAAGAAACCAGACCCAAUGAUAACCUGUAUCAACGUAUCGAAGCACAAGACUACUCAAUGCACUGAAAAUGACUUGAGUGUGCAGGACCUUCUUAAUCAUUCUCAACUACUGGAUACUGACCGGACCAAAUUUACUCCUAAGCCAAGCCCAGAGGAAUGUAAAAUCUUUUCGAGGCCGUACAGACCUCGAAAACUUCAAGAAGUAUCCUCUUUCCACCAUUCUAUGAUUUCUAAAAAUAUGUUUUAG